Molecule: messenger RNA, 3936 nt
Organism: Ectocarpus siliculosus
Lineage: Eukaryota; Phaeophyceae; Ectocarpales; Ectocarpaceae
Source: the annotation of a GenBank genome assembly
AUGUGGUGCCGGGUAGGCGGCGUGACUGUCGCCCCUACUCCUGCCCCUGCCGAGCAUGAUGACAGCCUCUGGGAUACCAUCAGCGGGGAUCCCGACUUCUCCAAGCUGACGGCGUGCCUGGAGGUGGCUGGCCCUUCCGUGAUGGACCUGCUGAAGGCAUCGCCUGGUUCGGCGGCGACCGCGCAGCCGCUGACGCUCUUUGCGCCCACAGACCUGGCGUUCGAGCAGCCCGCCUGGAGAAUAUAUAGUGGCGGCGGCGGCGGCGGCGGCAACGGGGAGGCCGACCACAACGGCACAAUAUUUGACGACAGGUGCCGAGAUGAGCAGUCGGCGACCGCCCUGGUGAGCUACCACGUGUCCACGAUGGCCUCCGCUACCCCUUACAUCGGCACAAUAUGGAAAACCUUGUGUUCGGACCCGUCGUUCUCCCUGCUCGCGGCCGCGCUGAACUCUACGAGCCUGGCAGCCACUCUGGACGCGAACGGCGGCGGGGCGGGGGCUAUGGCGUACACCCUCUUCGCCCCCGACGACGACGCCAUAAAAGCCUCCCCGGAGUUUCCGCAAGAUGACCCCAAAGCUUUGGAGGUGCUGCUGUCGUUCCACACGCUCGCGGCCGGGGUCUACCCGCUGUCCCUGAGCGGGGCCCACUUCUCGCAGCAGCUGUACAAGGUCGAUCCCACCUCGGGAUCCCUGUCGCGUGACUACUACCGCGAGUUCUAUGCCGAUUCCUUCGAAGACGGGCAGUUCACCUCGCUGGCGGGGCCGCUCCUGAACGUCUCCAGGGCGUCCUCGUCUCAAUCUUCUUCUUCUCCGUCGUGCCUAGCGUCGCAACAGCGGCAGCAAGAAGACCCUUUGCUACACCAACCACCACCACCACCACCACCACCACCACCAGAGCUGCGACCGCCGGUUCACUCCGCGUUGUCGUUGCUGGUGGAAGGAGUUCCGGUGUCGGAGGCCGACAUCACGGCAACCAACGGGGUCGUCCACCGCCUUUCCGCCGCCGUCAUGGCCCCACCCGACACCGUGGCGGGAGUGCUGCUGAACCCCCCCUUCCCGCUCUCCGCCGCCGGGGGACGAGGCGGGAGCGGCGGCCCGGGGAGCGGGUUUGGGGCUAUGGGGGAGCUGGUGCGGUUGGCGUGGCCGCUCGUGAACACGACGCUUACGGAGGAGGGGCCUCUGACUGUCCUUGCCCCGACGGACGCUGCUUUUGACAUCGCGAUCGCCGCCGGAGACCUCCCCCCCCGGCCUUGGUACGAGGUUAACUCAACAUCGUCGUCGUCUUCGUCGCCAUCGGAGGUGUACGUCGACGGGGCAAGGGUGUUUCAGUGCGUCGAUGGCACCGGGGUGGGUCAUGACUGCGGCACGUCGCCGCGGCCCAGCAACACCUACGCCCUCAACGGCGCACACCUCUGCGCCGUACACGCCGUCGACAGAGUGAUGUUCCCCGCGGACCCUUCGACGGACUUGGCGGCGAUCCUGGACGGCACGCCGUCCCUCUCGCGGUUCGCGGCGCUUCUGCGAGAGCACGGCCUCCUGGCCCCGCCUUCUCCUUCUUCGCCCUCCUCCUCCUCCUUUUUCUCCGCCGCCGCUGCCGGCGCUCGUCCGGCGACGUUGACGCUUGGCGAUUCGGAGGUGGUUGUCGGUGGGAGCCAGAAGCAGAAGGAUAAACGAGGAGGAGGAGGAGGAGGAGGAGGACGAGGAGGACGAGGAAGAGGAGGCCACCGCGUGUCGGAGGGAAGCCGGGCGCCGUUCUUGACGGUGUUCGCGCCGACGAACGCCGCGCUGGCACGCCUGGAGAGGGAGCGGCCUUGGUUGUUCCGGAACUCGACGGCGGCGGCGGCGGCGGUUGUAGGUGACGCAGGUGGUAAGGAAGCCGCCGGGGAGAGGGGGGUAGGGGACGCCGAUGAUUGGUCCCCGGUCCGAGAGCUGCUGGCGUAUCACCUUGUCCCUGGGGCAGCAUUGUUCUCGAGGUAUUUCAACGAAUCUUCGCCACCGACACGGACUCUGGCCCUUGGCGGGACCGCCCCUGUGGCCGCCACCUUCAUCACCGCCCCAGCUUCUAGCGCUUACGGCAGGCCUCCGUCUAGAGCGGCAACAGUGGGGGGGGCGGGAGAAGGGUGGGUGUCCGGAACGAGCACGAACGGCACCGGUGGUACCCUCCGCGUGAACCUCCAGACGUGCUCCUCGACGGAUAGGCCGGCGUCGGACGGAGUCCUGCACGUGCUCGCCUUUGAUGACGGCAACAACACGAGAGGGGCCUAUGACGUCUAUGGCCGCAGCGGUGGCGCCGGCUCCGGGGGGAGCGCGGCCGGCGUCCUCGUCCCGGACGUCCUCGAGCUGACCUACGCGUACGGCUUUCGCGCCACGUACGAGGCGAUAGUUGCGACGGCCGCUGCUGAGGCUGACGGCCUCGCCGUCGGCAAUUCGGCGGCAGUGGCCGACGCGCUGCGGGGACGCGCGCCCCACACUCUGCUGGCGGUGGCCUCUGUCGAUGAAAAAAUGCGGCGGAACCCCCGAGAAAAACACGCCUCCUCCCCGUCGUUCGGCGCCUCCUGGUGGGUCCGGGAUAACGGGGCCGGCAUUUCGGCGGACACGCUAAGACUUUCGGUGGCUUCGAUCGACUCGGUCGAGCUCGAAACGUUGUUGGGUGAGGACGUGCACCUUUUCAACAACUCUGAGAACCUUGGGAACCCGUUCUACUCGCCUGCGGCGGCGGCGACGAACAUGUCGGGCCUGAACGUGAACCAGGCGGAGGUACUCCGGCCCGACGUAGGAAUGGCGGCCCUCAACGGACGGAUCCACCAGAUUUCGGAGCCGCUGCGCGUCCCUGCCCCGGACGUGUUCUCGCUUCUCUCCUCGCACCCGCAGCUUACGGGGUGGGCAGACUGGGUCGAGCUGACGGGCCUGGCCGAGCUCCUUUCAGACCCGACCGCCGGACCUUUCACGGUGUUCGCUCCGGUGGAUUCUGCGCUGGAGCAAGUGGCCGGGCUCAUGACCAUCGCCUCCCACACGGAGAGCCUGACGAAGCUCGUCCGCUUCCACGUGGCUCUUGGGACGGCGACGACGACCACGGCAAGUAGACUAUUCACGCCGUCCCUUGCGAACGCCACCGCCGAGGAACGGUCCGCGCUUUCCGGGGACCGGUUCGUGUCGGGUCCCCGGCUGUGGACGCUGCUCGACCACGAAGAUGAUGGUGAUCACGAAGGGAGCAGCGACCGCGAGCGGGCCAGAAUGCUUUCUGUUCAGAUUGCGGCUGCCGGUGCCGCCACCGAUAACGACGGUGGUAGUGGCGCUUCGGCAGGCGGCGGCGGCGGCGGCGGCGUACGUGUUUUUGUGGGGCCUGACGGCGUAGGGCAACAACACAAGGGGGGCGGUGGUGGUCUGUUUCUUGGGGCUUUCACUGCCGAGGUUGUGCUGCCGGACCUCAACGCUGUGAACGGGGUCGUGCACGGGAUCUCGGGGGUCAUGACCUAUCCGGGCUACGUACGCCCGACAUCGCUGUACAAGAGAUGACCGCCACCAGCGGUGGGUUGGCGCAGGCUCUUUGAUCUGUUUUUCGUGGGGUAGAUGGCACGUCUGAGUUUUUUUAUAGAGGCCCGGGCAUGAUUUGAUUUCAUGUUUCGUGUGUGGUUCACGAAAGGCCGUUGUUCGUCUCGUAGGGCGCUUUGAAUGGCGGGUGAAUGCAUGGCGGAACGGGUAUUAUUCGAAGGGCAUUUUGGUGUGGCAGAUGUCUCUCCCUCGGUGCGCAUGAUUUGCUCUGCAGUCCGUUUUGUUGGUGUUACGUACCGAUCGGUAGUCGUUGGGCGAGCUGCACUUGAAUGGUGCCCGCCCAGUGAUGUUUCGGGGCGGCCGGCGGGAUCUCUUUCGACGGGAGACGUUUUGCAAUCGACACGCCUCCUUUUGUUCCAGGGAUUGUCCGGUAUGACGCGGGCG